Molecule: messenger RNA, 723 nt
Organism: Lactuca saligna
Lineage: Eukaryota; Viridiplantae; Streptophyta; Magnoliopsida; Asterales; Asteraceae
Source: the annotation of a GenBank genome assembly
AUGGAUUCGUUAGAGGAGGAGAUAAAUUUGAGAUGGAUUCAUCAAGUUAUCAAUUGCAGCUUCACAUGGAGUGAUGAUUAUCGGCUCUUGGUCAAAAGAAUUUGGUGUUGCGAUGAGUGGGAUUCCGGCCAAUUAUCAGCCGGAGCAACAGCUUCUAUCUCCAUCAUGCUCCAAACUUGGCAGCCUCGACGACCUCUUCUCCGGUCACUCCAUGGAAGAAGGGGAUAUCAACACGGAGUGGCUGUCAAUUUUUGUGGAGGAAUGUUUGUCAAGCAGUGGAAGCUGUAUGCCAAUAAACCCACAAAGUACAACUUCCAAUGCACAAGUUACAAACACAACAACAGCAGAAACCGAGAUCCUCCUUUGCUCCAUCAAGCUUAUUGGUUAGCAGACAGCGAGCUGAUUUUACCCAACAAAGGUACAAGUGAUAACAGCACAAGAAGUGAAGAUUACGGGCAGGGAAGGUACAAGGAGACGAAGCAUGAGGAGGAAGAGGGCAGCAGUGGCGGGCAGGGGAGGAGAUGUAGGCAUUGUCUUUCGCAAAGAACCCCACAGUGGCGGGCAGGACCAGAAGGGCCAAAGACACUGUGUAAUGCAUGUGGGGUAAGGUACAAGUCGGGCAGGCUGCUGCCCGAAUAUAGACCAGCAAAGAGUCCGAGUUUUGUGAGUUAUAAACACUCGAAUUCUCACAAGAAAGUGUUGGAGAUGAGAAUGUGUUCUUGA